This is a messenger RNA of Punica granatum (pomegranate), 1175 nucleotides long. The record is from RefSeq and is a predicted model, not a curated record. Lineage: Eukaryota; Viridiplantae; Streptophyta; Magnoliopsida; Myrtales; Lythraceae.
CGUAGCUCAGCCUCUCACAAACCAAUCUUGAACCUUUGUAAUCCUCACCACUUUGUUUGUGGAAAUUUCCUUUGUUUUUCAACGCAAAAUUAUACUUGCAGAGUUUAAGGAAACAUGGACGUUCCACAUAUCCCUGGAUUAGAUUUUGAUCCAUCUAGCAUCCAACUUCUGGCUCAUUACUUGAAGCAGAGGAUUUUGGACCACUUCCAUUCCGGAGAUCCCAAUUAUUCGACGAAUCAUCACCUGAUCCCGGACAUCGAGCUCUAUAAUUGGGAUCCCGAGGAACUGCCUCGCCAGUACGAUAGGUUAGCGGAGACGAGGUCUAAUGGAAGGCAGUGGUUCUUCUUUUGUCUCCGAAAAGAAAAGUACCGUAACAACAAUCGGUCUAAGAGGAUCGUUCCAAAUGCUGGUUAUUGGAAGAUCACUAGUUCAGACAAGAAAGUGAAGAGCGAAGAUACUGGCGAAGAGAUAGGUAAGAAGAAGGCAUUGACUUUCUACCAAGGGCGUAGUUCCAGUGGGAUCACGACCAAUUGGGGAAUGCAUGAAUACUACCUGAAUCCAUCGUAUCUCGGCUACAACAUUGAAGAUAUGCCCUUUGUUGUCUGUCAUGUGUUUAAAAGAAAUGGCAGAAGGGGUGGUGAUGAUGUCGAAUCAGCAAGUUAUGCAAACGAUGAUUCUGGCCACCCUGCCACAUCUGAAAGCCGUGCACCUACCCAAGAAGCUGCUCCAAACGAGGUAGAAUUAAGUUAAAGUGUGAUUUUAAAAUCACACUUUGAAAUCAAACAAGCCUGAGUGGAUCUAACGUCUCCACUCACUUGCUGGGAUUAUUGGUGAUCUACAUUACAUGGGGUUGGAAAAUGAAGAUAUUGUAUUCAUCGGGGAGAAAAAAAGACAUUGUUACUUAAUGUAAGUUAGGGAACUUUUUCUUCAAGUACUUAAACCGCACAGUUGUAAUUCUACAAAUGUUGUUUUCGCUCCUUCAGCCGAGAAAUAGAAUGAAAGCAAUGCACACCACUAAAAGUCGCCCUUGACUUGGAGGUGUUAGGUAACUUUUCGUGUCACUCCUCUAAGUAAAUUACUGAUGUAGUUCGGAAACAUAGAGUUCGUAGAAGGAUCACAAAUAUGAUAUCCUUAAUAGGCCUCAUGAGGGUAUGAUCUAUAUCUUAUUGCAAUCU